Mesorhabditis spiculigera is the source of this 771-nucleotide messenger RNA. The record is from the annotation of a GenBank genome assembly. NCBI's taxonomy places the organism in Eukaryota, Metazoa, Nematoda, Chromadorea, Rhabditida, Rhabditidae.
AUGCUAACCCAAGAGCAGCUCCGAAAAUUCCACGGCACCGAGUGUAUCAUCGCUUUCGUGCUAAACCUGGUGCUCAUCUCGCUGAUCAUCCGGAAGACGUCUACCGUAAUUGGGAAAUAUUCGUAUUUACUACUCGGAUUUUCUGUCUUCAACUUGUUCGGCGUCUGGACAAUCAACAGUCACCUGACCCUCGGCGCCGUCCAGCCUGACGUCUAUCUCGACAUGUCACGCGUGUAUUUUGAGAACUUUGGCCGGCCGCUGAACGAGACCAGCUGCAUCGGGCAGAGCUUCUGGUCAGCCACCAACAGCUCGCUAUGGAUUGCGUAUUUCGGGACGCUGAUGCUGAUCGUAAUCUUAUCGAUUACCUGGAGCGUCAUCAUCUACUCUGGCUAUCAAAUCUUCAAGCUUCUCGGCAUCAAGGAAGCCGUCAGCCAGAAAACGCGCGCACUACAGAAGGAGCUAUUCAAGGCCCUGGUUGUUCAGCUCCUCGUCCCAUUGUUCUGCAACUACCUUCCCCUAACUUGCAUUAAUGGUUCGGCGGUAUUUGGAAUUCCGAUGAACAUUGAGCCAAUGUGCAUCCUGGUCAUGGAAACCAUCAUUCGCUUCAUCUGUUGUCGAAAAGCCCCCGAGUCGAAGGUGUACACCAGCAGCGGAGGAAAUGCCUCCACCAGGCGCCAAACUUCGAGCAACAAAGUAUCGGAAGGAAAUCAGGGCACCACCACUCGGACUUCCGUGGCCGAUGCCCAGAUCGAGAUCAGCAUCUCGAAGAUA